AUGUGCACUGGGAAGUGCUCCCGGUUUGUGGGCCUGUCCCUCAUCCUGCUCUCUCUGAUCUGCAUCGUAGCCAAUGCCAUCCUGCUGGUGCCUAAUGGGGAGACUAACUGGACCAGCCAUCUGAGCCUGCAUGUCUGGCUCAUGGGAGGGUUCAUCGGCGGAGGCCUCAUGGUCCUGUGUCCAGGAAUUUCUGCUGUCCGGGCAGGUGGCAAGGGCUGCUGCGGUGCAGGCUGCUGUGGAAACCGAUGCAGGAUGCUGCGCUCCGUCUUCUGCUCAGGGUUUGGGGUGCUUGGUGCUGCCUACUGCCUCGGGGUAUCUGGAGCCGGGCUCCGAUCUGGACCCCUCUGCUCUAGUAACGGUGACUGGAGAUACCCCUUCAACAACUCCACUGGAAACUACUUGCUGGACCACGAUCUUUGGAGUCUGUGUGAGAAGCCGCCUAACGUGGUCUCCUGGAAUGUGACGCUUUUCUCGCUGCUAGUGGGAGCCUCCUUCCUGGAGCUGGUGCUGUGUGGGGUGCAGCUGGUGAACGCAGCCAUUGGGGUCUUCUGUGGUGACUGCAGGAAGAAGGAGGUGGGCCAGAGUGGUGGAGGGGCGACCCUCACUGAGGCCCUGCUGCCUAACCACUCUUCGGACUCACUACCAGGAACCCCGCCCAGCCCCUCCACCCUGGCUCCUUGGAAUAAACUGUCAUGA
Elephantulus edwardii (Cape elephant shrew) is the source of this 696-nucleotide messenger RNA. It is a transcript of the gene TM4SF5, whose product is annotated as transmembrane 4 L six family member 5. Gene Ontology annotation, cellular component: membrane. The transcript has 5 exons. NCBI's taxonomy places the organism in Eukaryota, Metazoa, Chordata, Mammalia, Macroscelidea, Macroscelididae. Bases 1 to 696 code for a protein of 231 amino acids. The record is from RefSeq and is a predicted model, not a curated record.